GUCAAACAAACAUGUAUUAAAUCUCUGUCUUUUAAAAAAAAAUUUAAACACGGAGAUAUUUGCGGGCAACUAAAAUCCGUGUGUCAGGUCCUCAGCCUCCGGUGUCAUUGGUGAAUGACCGAAGAUGUCUCACUGCAGGUUGUUUGCCAGGCUGCUUUUGCAGCAGAGUGGAGUCAGGCACUGUUAUACAGGAACAAGACAGAAUCUCUACAUCACCAAGGACUCGAAAGUCAUCUGCCAAGGUUUCACAGGGAAGCAGGGAACAUUUCACAGUCAGCAGUCCCUUGAUUAUGGCUCCCUGUUAGUCGGAGGUGUUUCCCCCGGUAAGGGUGGUAAGACACACCUCGGCCUGCCAGUCUUCAACUCGGUCAAGGAGGCAAAGGAGGGCACAGGGGCAGAUGCUACUGUGAUUUAUGUGCCGCCUCCGUUUGCGGCAGCAGCCAUCAUCGAGGCCAUUGAUGCAGAGAUAGCCCUGGUGGUCUGCAUCACCGAGGGCAUCCCCCAGCAGGACAUGGUGAGAGUCAAACAUCGGCUCCUGCGUCAGAGCGCCACCCGCCUCAUAGGCCCCAACUGUCCAGGAGUCAUCAAUCCUGGAGAAUGCAAGAUUGGGAUCAUGCCAGGCCACAUCCACAAGAAAGGAAGAAUUGGCAUUGUGUCUCGAUCGGGUACUCUGACGUACGAAGCUGUACACCAAACUACACAAGUUGGCCUGGGACAGUCUCUCUGCAUUGGUAUUGGCGGCGAUCCAUUCAACGGUACAAACUUCAUAGACUGUCUGGAGGUGUUCCUGCAGGAUCCCAAGACAGAGGGCAUCAUCCUUAUUGGAGAGAUCGGAGGCGAUGCAGAGGAGAAUGCAGCAGAAUACCUCAAACAGCACAACUCUGGUGCUAAUUCAAAGCCCGUGGUGUCCUUCAUCGCGGGGCUAACUGCUCCUCCUGGCCGCAGGAUGGGCCAUGCUGGCGCCAUCAUCGCUGGUGGAAAGGGUGGAGCCAAAGAGAAAAUUGCAGCCCUCCAGUCAGCUGGAGUUGUUGUCAGCAUGUCCCCGGCCCAGCUGGGCAGCACGAUGUUCAAGGAGUUUGAGAAGAGGAAGAUGCUGUAAAUUGUGCAGGAAGGCGCCCAACCUUUCACCCCUUCAUGCCCCGACGAUGAGAUGAACAGCCAGAUUCUGGAGGUGGACGUGGCCGACAGUAUCUGUAUAGCCUGAUUAUUACAACUACAAUGCACACAUACAGUGUUUAUAUUGUAUUUCUGCCAUGAGCUUGUACCUUGCACAUAAUGAAAGAAUAAAACAUAGUGUCUUAAUAGGAUCCUAACAAACUCAUUGUAUACAAUGUCAAAGCUUUAUAGGUGUUUUUCCUUCCUUGGCACAAUGAUGGCAGGUGACGUGAAGAUGCCAUGGUAACCUUGGUGAUCUGUUUUGUUCUGCUAUACUCCUGUAAGACAUAUUUUAUCAUUUAUUUCACUGGCUGUCCACCUGAAUAAGAAAUAUUUCUCAUCUCAA
This is a messenger RNA of Scophthalmus maximus (turbot), 1501 nucleotides long. RefSeq names its product succinate-CoA ligase GDP/ADP-forming subunit alph (gene suclg1). NCBI's taxonomy places the organism in Eukaryota, Metazoa, Chordata, Actinopteri, Pleuronectiformes, Scophthalmidae. Bases 125 to 1099 code for a protein of 324 amino acids. Gene Ontology annotation, biological process: tricarboxylic acid cycle. The transcript is spliced from 9 exons. Gene Ontology annotation, cellular component: mitochondrion; succinate-CoA ligase complex (ADP-forming). Gene Ontology annotation, molecular function: succinate-CoA ligase (ADP-forming) activity; succinate-CoA ligase (GDP-forming) activity. The record is from RefSeq and is a predicted model, not a curated record.